AACACCAUUGUCCCUGACAACUUCUAACCAUGCCUGAUCCAGCCAAGCCUGCCCCCAAGAAGGGCUCAAAGAAAGCCGUGAGCAAGACCGCCGGAAAGGGUGGCAAGAAGCGCAAGAGGACCAGGAAGGAGAGCUAUGCUAUCUACGUGUACAAGGUCCUGAAGCAGGUCCACCCCGAUACAGGGAUCUCUUCUAAGGCCAUGAGCAUCAUGAACUCCUUCGUCAACGACAUCUUCGAGCGCAUCGCUGGUGAGGCUUCCCGCCUGGCACACUACAACAAGCGCCACACCAUCUCCUCCAGGGAGAUCCAGACCGCAGUGCGCCUGUUGCUGCCCGGUGAGCUCGCCAAGCACGCCGUGUCUGAGGGAACCAAGGCCGUCACCAAGUACACCAGCUCCAAGUAAAGAGUUCUCCCCCUUUUCCCAAACCAAAGGCUCUUUUAAGAGCCACCCAAAAUCUCAU
Messenger RNA from Engraulis encrasicolus (European anchovy), 462 nucleotides. Its product is annotated as histone H2B 1/2-like. NCBI's taxonomy places the organism in Eukaryota, Metazoa, Chordata, Actinopteri, Clupeiformes, Engraulidae. Bases 30 to 404 code for a protein of 124 amino acids. Gene Ontology annotation, cellular component: nucleosome. Gene Ontology annotation, molecular function: protein heterodimerization activity; DNA binding; structural constituent of chromatin. The record is from RefSeq and is a predicted model, not a curated record. The transcript has a single exon.